CAUUUCGGCGGUCUUGACACUGAUUCUCUGCCUGCAUCUCCUGUCGCCUCGGAGGCGCACUGACUAGUGAGCAAAAGUGGACGUGCUUACUCUGGUUCACUGUUUCUUCGCAGCCAGUCGUUUUCAGAUUCAGAAGAUGUGACUCGUUCGAUUGAAUUUGUACAGAAAAGUUGGAUUAACGUGACUAGUGGUCAUCAGUGUUCUUCUAUUUGGUGCGACGGUGUGAUGCAGAGUGGAAAGGAUCGAAUUGGGAAUAAAACUUGAGUUACGCGCUGGCACAUCAGGUGUUUCAGCGCCUGGAUAUAGGCCGUUUCUUUCUGUCAUGGUGUCAAUACACGCGGUGAGUUCGCCUGGAGCACAAUGGAGGAAAGAAAGAGACUUUUCUUCUAUCUUUUCUUCGCAGCACAGCUCUGUCUGAGCUCAACACAAGUCCUCAGAAUCGGUGGUAUUUUUGAGACCCGGGAGAGUGAGUUAGUGAGUAUGGAUGAGCUGGCGUUCAAGUUUGCUGUAAAUAACAUAAACCGCAACAAGACCCUGAUUCCCAACACUACUCUCACCUACGACAUUCAGAGGAUCAACCUCUUUGAUGGCUUUGAGGCUUCGAGGAGAGUGUGUGACCAGCUAGCGCUCGGGGUGGUCGCGGUGUUUGGCCCUUCUCACAGCUCCUCGGUCAGUGCUGUUCAGUCCAUCUGCAACGCUCUAGAGGUCCCUCACAUUCAGACCCGCUGGAAACACCCGUCAGUGGACAACAAAGACACUUUCUUCAUCAACCUAUAUCCAGAGUACACCGCCAUUGCCAGGGCCAUCCUGGACGUGGUCACUUUUUUCAAAUGGCGGAAGCUGACGGUGGUCUAUGAGGAUAGCACGGGUCUGAUGCGGAUGCAGGAGUUGAUCAAGGCUCCGGCAAAGUUCAACCUGAAGAUCAAGAUCCGCCAGCUGACCCCGGGUAACCAAGAUGCCCGCCCACUGCUUAAGGAACUGAAGAAAGACAAGGAAUUUUUUAUACUCUUUGACUGCUCCUAUCGCAUGGCUUCAGAGCUACUCAAGCAGCUUUCAUCAAUGGGAAUGAUGACCGAGUACUACCAUUUCUUCUUCACGACUUUGGAUCUGUUUGCCUUGGACUUGGAGCCGUACCGCUACAGUGGGGUCAACAUGACCGGCUUCAGACUGCUGAACGUAGAUGACCCGUGGGUAGCCUCCACGAUGGACAAAUGGGCCAUGGAAAGGCUGCAGGGUCCCAAACAAGAGAGUGGCCUGAUGGACGGAAUCAUGACUACAGACGCAGCAUUGAUGUAUGAUGCAGUGUUCAUGGUUGCUGUUGCCUCGCAGCGGGCCACUCAGAUGACCGUCAGCUCCCUGCAGUGUCACCGCCAUAAACCCUGGCGCUUUGGACCUCGCUUCAUGAACCUCUUCAAAGAGGCACAGUGGGAUGGACUGACAGGGCACAUUGUUCUUAAUAAGACAGAUGGCCUGAGGAGAGACUUUGAUUUGGACAUCAUCAGCCUCAAAGAGGACGGCACUGCCAGGGGUAUUGUGGAAGGCGGAAGUCGCCUCACGAAAAGGUGGAUCAAGAUUGCUGUGUGGAACUCCUACAGGGGUAUGAACCUGACCGAGAAGUCCAGCCGAGACAAGAAUAACAAUGUGACAGACUCUCUGGCUAACAGGACUCUUAUUGUCACCACAAUACUGGAAAAUCCAUAUGUGAUGCAGAAAAAGUCCGACAAGGAGCUGAUUGGAAAUGAUCGUUUUGAGGGUUACUGUCUGGACCUUUUGAAAGAGCUCUCCAACAUUUUGGGUUUCACGUAUGAAGUCAGACUGGUGGCUGAUGGAAAAUACGGAGCCCAGAAUGACAAGGGAGAGUGGAACGGGAUGGUGCGGGAGCUGAUAGACCACGUUGCAGACCUUGCUGUGGCCCCCUUGACCAUCACGUACGUUCGAGAGAAAGUCAUCGACUUCUCCAAGCCCUUCAUGACCUUAGGUAUCAGCAUCCUCUACCGAAAACCUAAUGGCACCAAUCCGGGCGUGUUCUCCUUUCUUAAUCCCCUGUCUCCGGACAUCUGGAUGUACGUGCUGCUAGCCUGCACAGGAGUUAGCUGUGUGCUCUUUGUGAUUGCCAGGUUUACUCCGUACGAGUGGUACAACCCACAUCCAUGUAACCCGUCCUCGACUCUAAUACAGAACAAUUUCACUUUACUCAACAGUUUCUGGUUUGGUGUCGGAGCUCUCAUGCGGCAAGGCUCGGAGUUGAUGCCUAAGGCUCUGUCCACUCGUAUAGUUGGGGGUAUUUGGUGGUUCUUUACCUUAAUCAUCAUCUCCUCCUACACGGCUAACUUGGCUGCUUUCCUCACUGUGGAACGAAUGGACGCGCCAAUCGACUCAGCAGACGACCUGGCGAAGCAGACCAGGAUUGAAUAUGGGGCAGUAAGGGAUGGAUCCACCAUGACCUUCUUCAAGAAAUCAAAGAUCUCCACCUAUGAGAAGAUGUGGGCGUUUAUGAGCAGCAGGAAGAACACUGCAUUGGUUAAGAACAACAGGGAAGGCAUCACUCGGGUUCUGACAACGGACUACGCCAUGCUGAUGGAGUCCACCAGCAUUGAGUAUAUCAGCCAGAGAAACUGCAACCUCACACAGAUCGGAGGUCUCAUCGACUCCAAGGGCUACGGAGUAGGAACACCAAUCGGGUCUCCAUACAGGGAUAAAGUGACCAUUGCCAUCCUUCAGCUGCAGGAGGAAGGGAAGCUGCACAUGAUGAAGGAGAAGUGGUGGAGAGGCAAUGGCUGCCCAGAGGAGGACAACAAGGAGGCCAAUGCUUUGGGCGUGGAAAACAUUGGCGGCAUCUUUAUCGUCCUCGCUGCUGGUCUGGUUCUCUCUGUGUUUGUGGCUAUUGGAGAGUUCAUCUAUAAGGCACGCAGGAACGCCGACAUAGAGGAGUGCGUGUCUUUUAGCGCCCUGAUGGAGGAGUUGGGUAUCUCCCUGCAGUGUUACAAAGGCAUCCGGAUGAGGUUGGGACCCCACAGUGGAGCAAGGACAGCUUGCAUCCUCUGUCAACCCAAACGCACUGCAAAGAGGGAAGGAGCAAGACGGGACUCCAGCACGUGAGCCUUGGAUCAAAAAACUGACGGAACUUGGAUCAGAGACUGCUACUUGAUCGCUCUCAAAUCAUUAGAUUUGUUUGUGGGCCACAGAAUUACUGUAUAUGAAGUUGUUCCCUCAUCACCCCUGUCUUUAUGUGACUGAAUUAUACAUAAAGCAUUCUACUGUAUAUGUAGUUUACAAAGUCUUGGCCUUGUAUCAACAUUGAUAACGUUAAAACAGGUGAUGACAAGAAUGAGCGCUCUCUCAUAGCAUAAGCCAUUGCUGUUUCCUCAUGUCUGUAGUUCACUGUUCUGAGCAGUUUGCACAGUUGAAUCUACACACUUUAUAGAUACCCAUUGUGUAAAUGUAUGGCAACUUCAGUGAUUUUCAAAGUAAAAAGAUUUUUGCAUUUUC
Molecule: messenger RNA, 3489 nt
Organism: Perca flavescens (yellow perch)
Lineage: Eukaryota; Metazoa; Chordata; Actinopteri; Perciformes; Percidae
Gene: grik1a
Product: glutamate receptor, ionotropic, kainate 1a
Exons: 17
Coding region: 361-3099 (912 amino acids)
Biological process (GO): monoatomic ion transport
Cellular component (GO): membrane
Molecular function (GO): signaling receptor activity; ligand-gated monoatomic ion channel activity
Source: RefSeq, a predicted model, not a curated record